AUGGACGAGUCUACGAACCUAAUGAAAAAUAUUAAAGAAGAAUUAGCACUGAUUAAGAAAGAAAAGGAGCGCCUAACAGCUAUGAACAGCGCCCUUAAUACCGAGGUGACUUCUCUCAGGAACAGAGUUAGAGCACUUGAACAGUACUCUAGGAAGAACAAUGUGGAAGUCAACGGUAUUCCUGAGACUCCUAGGGAGGAUGUGGUCGGCCUGGUGAGAGACGUUGGUGCUGCCUUGGGAGUGGAGAUCCAGGAGAGCGACAUCUCGACGGCCCACCGAGUCCCGUCCUUCGGAAAGGACCGCCUACCGCCCCUCAUCGUCCAGUUCUCCAGGCGGUUCAUCCGGGACACAGUACUAGGCAAGUAUAAGGACAAGAAAGGGUUAACUGCUAGACAGAUAAAUUCCGCCUUCUCGGAUAAGAUCGUCUACGUCAACGAGCACCUGACUCCUGAUAACAAAAUUUUUCUUUCUAAGUUGAAAGUUAAUUGCAGAGAAAUAGGGUACCAAUACGCUUGGUGUAAGGAGGGGAAGUUUUUUGUCAGGAAAUGUCAGGGGGACCGCUGUAUCAAGGUGGACUCGUACGAUGAACUAAACAAGCUUAAAUAA
Homalodisca vitripennis (glassy-winged sharpshooter) is the source of this 606-nucleotide messenger RNA. RefSeq lists its product as uncharacterized. The record is from RefSeq and is a predicted model, not a curated record. NCBI's taxonomy places the organism in Eukaryota, Metazoa, Arthropoda, Insecta, Hemiptera, Cicadellidae. Bases 1 to 606 code for a protein of 201 amino acids. The transcript has a single exon.